CACUACCAUCCCUGAAAAGGUAUUUCCAUCCUUCUGAGAUAUAUAAACUCCCUCAUCUUUCCUAGGUCUCUUAGCGGACACCCUUGUUCAGCUCCCUCUAGUUCAUCGUAUCUCGAAACCACCAACUUUUACUCUUCAUAGGGGUCAUCCUCCCCAACUGUUGUAUGUUCUCAAACCAACUUUGCAGCUCACACAACUCGCAUCGUGGUUCCAAGCACUCUUGUGCUGAUUUUCUCCGAGUAUAUUAAUCAUCUACUCGCCGCACAACCUCUCAAUCGCUUCUAAUUCACAUCAUGGCUCCUAACACUUCCUAUGACUCUUCUGGCUACAACACGCCUGACUCUCAGCUUGAAGGUGUUCUUCCGGUGCACCCCACAGCUGUCCGUCGACCCUACAAUAUCGUGGUGCAGUCCGAAAACACUCUCUACACUGACGAACAUAUCACUGCCAAGUUUGAAAACCGCGGGGCUAACGUUACUGUCACCGAUGGAACGUUCAUCGUCAACCCUACCUCUGAAUCUUUCGAGUUCCAAACCAACAGAAACGUCUCGAAGACUGGAUUGAUGAUGAUUGGUAUCGGAGGCAAUAAUGGUUCCACUUUGACCGCUACCAUCCUUGCCAACCGCCAUAACAUUGUUUGGCACACCAAGGAAGGUGCUCAACAACCCAACUAUAUCGGCUCUCUUCUACGUGCUUCCACGGUUCGCAUUGGUACUGACCCUUCAACUGGGAAAGAAGUACAUGUUCCCGUCUCCGACGUUCUUCCCAUGGUCCACCCCAAUGAUCUAGUUAUCGGCGGAUGGGACAUUUCUGGGUUGGCGAUGGAUAAGGCCAUGCAGCGCGCUCAAGUUCUCGACUACGAUUUGCAACGCCAGGUUGCACCUCACAUGGCUCUCAUGGGCAAACCCCUCCCUUCCAUUUACUACCCAGACUUCAUCGCUGCCAACCAAGAGGCUCGUGCCGAUAAUCUCAUUUCAGGGACAGAUAAGCAGGAACACCUCGACCACAUCAGGGCCGACAUCCGCAAAUUCAAAGAAGAUAACGGUCUUGACCGUGUGGUCGUGUUCUGGACAGCCAACACUGAACGUUAUAGUGACAUCAUCACCGGUGUCAAUGAUACUGCCGAUAACCUCCUCGACUCUAUCAAAUCUUCGCAUUCUGAGGUUUCCCCGUCUACCCUGUUCGCUGUCGCAGCUAUUCUAGAGGGUGAGCCCUUUGUCAACGGCGCUCCUCAGAACACCUUUGUUCCAGGUGUCAUCGCGCUCGCUCAACGUCACCAAUCGUUUAUCGGGGGUGACGAUCUCAAGUCGGGCCAGACCAAGUUAAAAUCUGUCCUUGCCGAGUUCCUCGUGAAUGCGGGCAUCAAGCCGCUUUCCAUUGCUUCUUACAACCACUUGGGGAACAACGAUGGUCACAAUUUGUCUGCUGAAAAGCAGUUCAAGAGCAAGGAAAUCAGCAAGAGCAGUGUCGUGGACGACAUGGUAGAUGCCAAUCGGUUGUUGUACAAAGCACCUGAGGUUGGGCCUAAAGGAGUUCCUGUCGGAAAGGGCGAACAUCCCGACCAUAUUGUCGUCAUCAAGUAUGUCCCAGCUGUUGGCGACUCUAAAAGAGCCAUCGACGAGUACUAUUCGGAGAUCUUCUGCGGUGGGAGGUCGACCAUCAACAUCUUCAACGAGUGCGAGGACUCCUUACUUGCAACGCCUCUAAUACUCGAUCUCACCAUUCUCACUGAGCUUCUCACUCGUGUGAAGUACCGAAAGGGCGCUGGAGACUUUGCACCUCUCUACCCCGUGUUGUCGCUGUUGUCGUACAUGUUGAAAGCACCUUUGGUGAAGCCAGGUCAUGACGUCGUGAACAGCCUCAACCGUCAGCGAAAUGCCCUCGAGACUUUCUUGAAGGCUUGCAUUGGCUUGGAGGGAAACAGCGACUUGCUGCUUGAGAGCAGGAUUUGGUAAAGAGGGUCCAACCCCUUCGUAGCCGAUGAUUCUGAGAUGAGAAACGUUCAACCGUUUCGCCGUCGUUUGGACACCAAUAUACGUUGUUUCUUGUUUUUUCUAUCUCUUUCUUUUCUGCUCCCUCCCUUCUCCCUCGGUAAAACUCUUUUCGGACCUUGAUGAAUUAUUCACCUACGUAGUUUCUGUUUGCCGCAAAAUACACGAUAUUAUCUAUCUAUCUGCUCAUCUCGGAGUUGGCGUGAGCC
This is a messenger RNA of Marasmius oreades (fairy-ring Marasmius), 2200 nucleotides long. RefSeq lists its product as uncharacterized. The record is from RefSeq and is a predicted model, not a curated record. Lineage: Eukaryota; Fungi; Basidiomycota; Agaricomycetes; Agaricales; Marasmiaceae. The transcript has 3 exons. Gene Ontology annotation, biological process: inositol biosynthetic process; phospholipid biosynthetic process. Gene Ontology annotation, molecular function: inositol-3-phosphate synthase activity. Gene Ontology annotation, cellular component: cytoplasm. The coding region runs from base 294 to 1955 and encodes 553 amino acids.